Messenger RNA from Molossus molossus (Pallas's mastiff bat), 4182 nucleotides. It is a transcript of the gene RTL9, whose product is annotated as retrotransposon Gag like 9. NCBI's taxonomy places the organism in Eukaryota, Metazoa, Chordata, Mammalia, Chiroptera, Molossidae. The transcript is spliced from 2 exons. Bases 4 to 4182 code for a protein of 1392 amino acids. The record is from RefSeq and is a predicted model, not a curated record.
AAUAUGUCAAUACCUUUACAUUCACUGCAAUUCAGCAAUAUGCUGAGGGAGGAAAAUGACCCCCCAAACAGAAGGAUGACCUUUUCUGGACCAAUGGUAGAGAGCAGAGAAGAGCUCCAAAUUCUGUCAUCAUGUGUACAGCCUAUAGUUUCAACUUCAGCAUCAGACCCUGAUGGAAUGUCCACACAGCUGAUGACAUCCCCAGAACCUGACACCAUGUCCACACCUCUAAUGGGAGUACCAAACUCUGGAGAAUUGUCCUCACCACUAAUGCCAGUCUCAGACUCUGGGGCACUUUCCCCAUUCUUAAUGCCAGCUUCAGAUUCAGAAGCACUGUCCCCAUUGCUAAUGCCAAACUCAGACUCUGGGGCACUGUCCCCAUGGCUAAUGCCAACCUCAGAUUCUGGAACAUUGUCCCCACUGCUGUCCACUUCAGACUAUGGUCUAAUGUCCCCGGGGCUGAUGACAAUUCCUGACUUUGGAACAAUGUCUACAACACUAAUGGAAGCACCAGAUUCAGCAGAGAUAUCACCUUUGGCAAUGCCAACUCUAUCUUCAGAGGCAAUAUCUACAUCUAUAAUGAGCACUGCAUCCUCUGAAGAGAUGUCCACACAACUGAUGCUAGCCCCAGAUCCUGGAGAGAUAUCGCCACUCCUAAUGCCAGAUAUAAAUCUUGGAGUGAUGUCCACACAGCCAAUGUCAGCUCCAGGCUCUGAAGCAAUGUCACCACUGCAAAUCACAGAUGAAGACACUGAAGCAAUGUCCAAAGUACUAAUGACUGCCUUGGCCUCUGGAGAGAUAUCUUCACUGAUGAUGUCAGGCACAGAUUCUGAAGCUAUAUCCUCACUGCUAAUGUCAUCCCUAGCUUCUGGAGCAACGUCAAACCACCCAACAAGCACCCAGGACUCUGGGGAAAUGUCCACCCAGCUAAUGUCAGGCCCAGACCUUGGAGGAGUGUCUUCACUGCUAAUGUCAACCCCAGGUUCUGGAGCAAUGUCCACGCCACUCUUGUCAGGUCCAGAUGCUGGAGAAAUGUCCACGUUGCCAAAGCCAGUCCCAGACACUGAAUCAACGUCCCCACUGCUGAUGACAGCCCUAACAUCUGGAGUAAUGCCCACCCAGCUGAUGCCAGCCCAAAGCUCUGGAGUGAUGCCCUCUCAGUUAAAACAAAAUAUAGACUCUCAAAUCAUGUCUACUCCACGGAUGAGAGCAACAGCCUCUGGGGGGAUUUCCACAUUGCCAGUGAAAACUUCAGACCCUGGAGCAAUGUCCGCACCAAGAAUAAAAGCCCCAGCCUCUGGAAAUACAUCUACAUUGCUGAAGACGGUCUCAGACUCUGGAGCAUUGUCCACCCCACUGGUGAUGGUCACAAACUCUGAAACAAUGUCCAUGGAGCAAAUGUCAACCACAGCCUCUAGAGUGAUGUCCACACAGGUAACAGUGGCCAGAACUUCUGAAGCAACAUCUAUGGGCUUCAUGAAAGCUGCCAACAAUGGGGCAACAUCCACACAGCAAAUGAGAACCCAAGCUUCUGGAAUGAUGUCCAUGCCGCUAAGGAAAGCUCCAGAUUCCGGAGCAAUGUCUACACAGCUAGAAACUGCCCCAGCCUCUGAAACAGUGUCUGUGCUACAACUGACAGCCCCAGCCUCUGGGACAAUGUCUACACUGCAAAUGAGAACCCCUGUCUCUGGAGUAAUGUCCAUGUCACAAAGGAGAGUCACAGCCCCAGGAAUGACAGCUGUACCACAUAUGAGAGCCCCAGCCUCUGGAGCAAUGUCCACACUGUCAAAAAGAGACACCACCUCAGGUGUGAUGUCCAUGCCACAAACAAGAGCUAUGGCCUUGGGAGAAUUGUCCAAGCCACUAAUGACAUCCAAAGCAUCAGAAACAAUGUUCAUGCAGAAAAUGACAACCACAGCUUCUGGAGAGAUAUCCACUAUACCAAUGAGUGAAAAAGCUUCUGGGGCCAUGUCCUUGCUGCAAAUGACAAACACUACCUCUGCAGGGAUGUCUAUACCACUAAUGAGAGCCCAAGCCCCUGGAGACAUAUCCAUAUCACAAAUUACAACUGCAGCCUCCAGAACUAUGUCCAAACCUCUAAAGAGAGUCCCAUGUCCUGAAGCAAUGCCCACAGAACUAAUGAAAACCUCAGCCUUUGGAAAGAUGCCCAGACAGCCAAUGAGCACCCAAGAUUCUGGAGAGAUGUCCAGGUCACUCCUGAGAUCUAUGACCUCUGGAGGGCUAUUCCCACUGCAGAUGCAAGCCCCAGCCUCUGAAAUGCUGUCCACACCAAAAGUGAUAACCCCACCCUCUAGGGAGAUGUCCACACCACCAACAAGAGCCUCAGACCCUGGAGAGAUGUCCUCCCUGCUCCUAAGAGCGUCAUCAUCUGGAGACAUGUCCCCACCACUGGUGAGACACCCUGCUUCUGGAGAGAUAGUCACUCCUCAGAGACCCUCAGCUUAUGGAGAGAUGUCUAUUCCACAGAUAACAGCCACAGCCUCUGGAGGAUUGCCCAUACCACAUAUGAGGGCUCCAGUCUCUGGAGCUAUGUCCACAAGGCUCAUGAGAUCCACAGCCUCUGGAGUGAUGUCCAUGCCUCAAAUGACUGCCAUAGCCUCUGGAGAGGUGUCCAAGCCACUGAUGAAAGCCCCAACCUCUGGAGCAAUGUCCACACCACAAAUGAUGCCCAUGGCUUCUGGAGAGAUGUACACACAAGCAAAGCAAACCCUAACCUCUGGAGUGAUGUCUGCACCACAAUUAAGGGCUCCAGUCUCUGGAAUUAUGUCCACACCACUAUGGAGACCUUCAGCUUCUGAAGAUGUGUCCACAGAGUUAAUGAGAGCUCCAGCCUGUGGAAAAAUGUCCACUGCACAAACAACAGCGAUGGCCUCUGGUGGGAAGCCCAAGCCAUUCAUAAGAGCUACAGCCCCUGGAACAAUGCCCAUGCCAUUGAUGUCAGCCAUAGCUUCUGGAGAAAUGUCUAAGCCACUAAUGGAAAGCAUGGUAUCUGGAGCAAUAUCCACACUGAAAACAAGAGUCACAAGUUCUGGAUCUAUGUCCUUGCCACAAAAAGCACACUCAAUUUCCGGAGGGAUACCGGCACCACCAAUGAGAGCCUCAGCUUCUGAAGCAAUGUCUACACCACUUAUGAGAGCCUCAGCUUCUGGAAUGAUGUCCAUGCCACUUCUGAAAGGCACAGCCUCUGGAGGGAUGUCCACACCACAAAUGAGGGCCUCAGUCCCAGGAGCUAUGUCCACACCACAAAUGGCAGCCACAGCCUCUGGAAUGAUGUCCACUCUAGAUAUCAAAGUCACAGACUCUGGAGAAGCAUCUUACUCUCACAAUAACAUUACAGCCCCUGGAUCAAAGCCCACAACACAUGAGACUGCUACAAUGCCUGAAACUGUGAAACCACCACCAAAGGAAAUUCCAUCCUUUGGCAUGCUGACCCCAGCACUCUGUUACCUCUUAGAAGAGCAGGAAGCAGCCCGGGGUUCAUGUUCUGAGGAGGAGGAGAUGGAGAUUGAUGAGGAGAAGCAAAUGAAAGGAUUUUUGAAUGAUUCAGAGAAAAUGGCAUUUCUGGUGUCUCUUCAUCUGGGGGCAGCAGAAAGGUUGUCCAUCUUGCAGCUGGAGGUAGGAAAUCCCCUCUCAGAUGAAAAUAAAUCUUUCCUGAAAAGAUCACAGGGCUUAUAUAAUUCCCUCUCUGAGAUAGACAUCCUCAGUGCUGUUCUUUGCCACCCCAAGCAGGGCCAGAAGUCAGUCAGGCAGUAUGCCACUGACUUCCUGCUGCUGGCCCAACAUUUGUCUUGGUCUGAUGCCAUUCUACGCACCAGGUUUCUGGAAGGACUCUCAGAAGCUGUUACCACCAAAAUGGGACGGAUCUUCCUUAAGGUGGCUGGCAGCCUAAAGGAGCUGAUAGACAGGUCUCUCUACACUGAGUGCCAGCUGGCUGAAGAGAAGGACUCCCAGGGCAUCUCAAGCCAGGUUCAACAGUCAUCCUGUAAGCGGAAUAGUGAGGAAGCGAUGGAGAAUGAACUGAACUCUCAUCAGCAGACUGAGGAGCACCAGCAUGUCCCCAAACGCUGUUACUACCUGAAAGAGCAUGGAGACCCCCAAGAGGGUCUACACAACCAACUUCGACAGAGUGCAGGUCAUCAGAAGGCCUCCACCAACAAGUAA